Molecule: messenger RNA, 1155 nt
Organism: Medioppia subpectinata
Lineage: Eukaryota; Metazoa; Arthropoda; Arachnida; Sarcoptiformes; Oppiidae
Source: the annotation of a GenBank genome assembly
GUAGGACCUCCCGGACCCCCAGGUCCUGCUGGGCCUCCCGGGCGAAAGGGCGACGUCGGUAUCCCCGGCCCUCCCGGAGAACACGGAGAAAAGGGGGACAAAGGGGAGAGGGGAAGGCGGGGUAAACGGCGGGUCAAACAAAUUGGCAAAUCUGGAAAACCCGGAAUACGCGGUCUGUCGGGAGACGCGGGCCCUAAGGGAGAAGCGGGAGAUUCAGGACUUACCGGUUCUAAAGGAGAUAUCGGUUUGCCUGGAACUCAAGGAGAAAGAGGUUUACCGGGCAAUGACGGCACUUCUGGCCCUCAGGGACCCCCUGGUCUGCCCGGAGCUGUCGGCUUAAGAGGACAACCCGGAGACUUGGGUCCGCCAGGAAUGAUGGGUCCUCCAGGUCUUCCCGGCCCUCCCGGAAAGUUUGGACCAAAAGGAGAUCGAGGGGAUAAAGGAGACGGUUCUACGUCUCUCGGAUUUAUGAAAUCAGAUUACGAAGCUUUUGGCGACCGAUUUGAAGCCGCUGGACGUCCGGGUCCUCCCGGCCCUCCUGGCGAAAUAGGUCUGAGGGGUCCGCCAGGUAUUAAAGGAGACGCCGGACACACAGGAGAACCCGGCGUGAAAGGAGAUGUGGGACCGAUGGGCUUACCCGGACCUAUGGGUAAAUCUGGAAAACCCGGAAUACGCGGUCUGUCGGGAGACGCGGGCCCUAAGGGAGAAGCGGGAGAUUCAGGACUUACCGGUUCUAAAGGAGAUAUCGGUUUACCUGGAACUCAAGGAGAAAGAGGUUUACCGGGCAAUGACGGCACUUCUGGCCCUCAGGGACCCCCUGGUCUGCCCGGAGCUGUCGGCUUAAGAGGACAACCCGGAGACUUGGGUCCGCCAGGAAUGAUGGGUCCUCCAGGUCUUCCCGGCCCUCCCGGAAAGUUUGGACCAAAAGGAGAUCGAGGGGAUAAAGGAGACGGUUCUACGUCUCUCGGAUUUAUGAAAUCAGAUUACGAAGCUUUUGGCGACCGAUUUGAAGCCGCUGGACGUCCGGGUCCUCCCGGCCCUCCUGGCGAAAUAGGUCUGAGGGGUCCGCCAGGUAUUAAAGGAGACGCCGGACACACAGGAGAACCCGGCGUGAAAGGAGAUGUGGGACCGAUGGGCUUACCCGGACCUAUGGUA